AUGAAACUUGAUUCUCGCCCCAUUUAUGUAUCUUUUCUCUCUCCCUUGCUCUCCCUACCAUUUCUCUCUCUCCCUCCUCUCCCUCUCCCCCCUCUCUCUCUCUCUCUCUCUCUCUCUUAUUCUUCUUUUCCUUCGAUCGCAGGCAAGAUUUCUCUCUCUUCAUAUUUGUGUUUAUCCUGUUCUUUCAAUGACUUUAACAUCGCGUUUUUCUUUAUUAUUCCUUUUCCUUGCUAUAUCUUCCACUUAUGCCUUUUCCUUAUUAUACUUUUUACUUAUUAUGCAUUUUCUUUAUUAGGCCUUUUCCUUUAUUAUGCCUUUUUUCUUAUUAUACCUUUCCCUUAUGAUGCCUUUUCCUUAUUAUGCCUUUUCCUUUAUUAUAACUUUUCUUUAUUAUACCUUUGCCUUAUGAUGUCUUUUCCUUAUUAUGCCUUUUCCUUUAUUAUGCCUUUUCCUUUAUUAUACCCUUUCUUUCUGAUACCUUUCCAUUAUGAUGUCUUUUCCUUAUUAUGCCUUUCCAUUAUUAUGCCUUUUCCUUAUUAUGCUUUUUCCUUUAUUAUGCCUUUUCCUUAUUUAUGCCUUUUCCUUAUUUAUACCUUUCCACAUUAUGCCUUUUCCUUCCAUUUUCCUAGAUCUAGGUCUGAUUCAUCUCAUUUGAAUAAUCAUGGUAUCUUCCGUUACUCUCAUCCCCAGAUUGUUCACUACGACUGCAUACACUCAUUCUCUCCCCCCUCUCCUGUUCUUCACUUUCAUAUCUCUGCUGGUCUUCCUGAUCACUCUCAAUACUGGAUUCAUUUAAUUUUCUUGCGUUAUCUGUUCUUCUGCUUCCUCCACUUUUUCCCUAACUUCAUGCUCUCUUGUGUCGAUUGUGAAUAUACCAUCUCUUUCAUUGCCCUAAAAAAAGCAAUGAAUCGACCAAUCAAUACCGUCACAUCUAUCUGCCUCCCAACCCCUCUCUCUCUCUCUCUCUCUCUCUCUCUCUCUCUCUCUCUCUCUCUCUCUCUCUCUCUCUGGCGGUACUUUUAUUUACAUUUUUUUCGACUCAUUAAUUCAAAUAGGUCGCCUCAUUUCGCAUACGAUUUUCGCUGGUGCAAUCGACAAGAUUAA
Messenger RNA from Acanthosepion pharaonis, 1104 nucleotides. Lineage: Eukaryota; Metazoa; Mollusca; Cephalopoda; Sepiida; Sepiidae. The record is from the annotation of a GenBank genome assembly.